Molecule: messenger RNA, 3126 nt
Organism: Solea senegalensis (Senegalese sole)
Lineage: Eukaryota; Metazoa; Chordata; Actinopteri; Pleuronectiformes; Soleidae
Product: claudin domain-containing protein 1-like
Exons: 4
Coding region: 771-1529 (252 amino acids)
Cellular component (GO): membrane
Source: RefSeq, a predicted model, not a curated record
UACACCCUUUUGAGCUCAGAAAUUUGAAACAAGUAAGUCACCAAAACAAUUUUUUACAUCCUAAAAUCUAUGUAAAUGCAGACAGAAUCCACCAUAUGUCAUAUAUGGUUGUUAUUAAGCUCUGACUUUUGGAUUGAGCACAGUCAGCCAUUGUGCGCCGAUUUAUAAAGAUCAGCAUUUGCAACAGAAGAACACGCACUGGUCAAUAGCUCUGGUCCAGUGUGCCUAAUAAAGUGGCUUUAACACUUAAUGCUGAUCUUGUCCAAAAUACUUCGACACUGCUGACAUUGGGAAACCGGAAGAGGAAAACACAUGGAUUAGUGUAUUUACAAUCGGACUUGAUGCACCCGGUAUCUUUCUGCCAUCCUGAGCAGACCAAAUGCACUCUGGUGCCUUCCCGGACGUAUAACGUUUGCUCAGCGACUGAACUCAUUUAAAUCCCUUGUGGAGCGGGGGUUGUUGUUAAAUCAUUACGGAGGUCUGUUGCUGCGCGAUAUCUGCCGUUACCCACCAUUUGUGGAAGUGGGACAAGGGAACAGAUGGCGCAUCCAAGCCGCGUCGCUGAUGCUGACUGUUACUGGAGACGAGUACAUGAUAUAAUAUAAUGCUCAGGCUGUGCUCGGCUGCUAACCGUAUCUGUUUCUGAUGCUUUGGUGACCGUGGUGAGGCGUGGUUAACAGGAAACAUCGCGGAUUUAUCACACUGAUGCGCGUACACUCGACCACUGGCGUUAACUUUAAUCUCCUUUGACGUGUCUGACUUAGUGAACAAUGGUUGACAAUCGCUACGCCACAGCUCUGGUCAUUGCCUGUGUGCUGAGCAUACUGGCCACUGUGUAUCUGUCUGUGGCGAUUGGGACGCAGCACUGGUACCAGUACAGUAGCCCCACCGUGCGCGGAGAGGCCAACGUCUCCGAGCUGCGCUCUCUCUAUGAGGAGUUCAUGGACGGGGAAUUUGAUGAAAAAACUUACAGCGACACCUUGUUCCGCCUUAACGGGACUGUGGGCCUCUGGUGGAGAUGUGUGCUCGUUUCCGCCAACGCUGUGUGGUACAAGGAGCCAGAUGUCAAAAUGGUGCUUGAUUGUCGAAGCUUCACCCUACCUCAGCAGUUCACACCCAAGUACAGAGAGCCAGGAAACCACAACAGUGGAGAGAACAUGCUGCGCACCUACCUGUGGAGGUGCCAGUUCCUCCUGCCACUGGUUUCCCUGGGCCUGGUGUUGUUGGCAGGCCUGACUGGGUUCUGUGCCUGCCUCUGCCGAAGCCUCACCCCAACCCUUGGCAUAGGAGUGCUUCACUUGCUGGCUGGUCUGUGCACCCUAGCCACAGUGUGCUGCUACCUGGCAGGGAUGGACCUACUUCACAAGGUGUCCAUGCUCCCUGAUAAGGUUGAUGGCUCUCUGGGCUGGUCCCUCUACUUGGCCCUGAUUUCCUCACCACUCCACAUGAUGGCUGCAGCACUGCUUGUGUGGGUGGCUCGCAGCCACAAUCAGAAUUACUACCAAAUGACUGCAUACCGGGUGGCAUAGACGGAUCUCAUUUACACACCACCAAGAUGCAUUUUAUAAUGAUCUCAGAGGAACAGGAUGUGGGUUGGAUAGAUAUAAGUGCUGCAUUCAAACAACGGUCCAAUGUGUAAGAACUUAUAGCUUCCACUUCAAAACGCACACGUCCAUUUGGAGAAAUUAAAGCAGUUAUGCACUUAUACAAACAUACAUUCAGCGGUAGUACAUUCAAUUUCUGCCAAUAAACCCUCCUCAUUGUUACACACUGGACCUUUAAACCAACAAGAUAUGUAUAGUAGGUUUGCUUAACUGUAACUAGAGAGAAUAAAAAACAAAACUGCCACUGUUAUUUUUUGAUUUUAUUUUAUUCUUUUUAAUAUAUGCCCAUUGUUACAAUAGGUCAUAAUAAGACUCAAUACAACUUGUACCAAGUUCAUUGCAGACAAUUCUAAUUCAGAAUAAUCACUGGACUACAAGGCCAGAACACACUGCAAUGCACAAAUAGUCAUAUGUAGUAGGCUACUAUAUGUGGUAUGAAUGACUGUUUCACUGUCUCUCAAGCAUGUAGUUGAAAUGUCCAAGUCUGUGCAGUCUGCCCUUUCUCGGAAUGACAGUUGGGUGUGGUGACAUUUCCUCCUUUGUUACUCUAUAUAAAGCAUUCGUCAGUAACAUACAGGUGUACUGGGCACACCCUCAGUGUGUCUCUGUAGCACUGCAACGGGACAAACAAUGUAAGAUAUUUAUUUUUAAAGUUGCAUAAUCAGCCUUUUUUUCCAGCUGAUUUGAGACCCAGUCUAGGAAUGUGGACACUGCAGCAUCAGUGACAAUUACAAUGAAAGGUUAUUCCUGUCCUUGUGUUUUCAUUAUUGUCAUUUUUAUUAUUGUGGUUAGGACUUGACGUAAAAUACACCCUUCUUUUUUUUUUUUCUUUGAACUUAAUUGACAUUUAUUUAUUUGUUGAAACCUUUGAGGUCACAUGCAUAUUAUUGUUUUGACUGACUUUUGUAGAAUAGAACAAAGUUACAUGUACUCAACCGUGAUAGUGUUUCUUCACCAGUUUGUGUUUGGUUUUGUUGACCUCACAUGCUCAUAAAUGAGUUGUGUUUGUUAUUUAUUUGAUUUAUAUCUGUAUUUUGAUUUUUGUCAUUCCUUUUUUGCUACUGCUAUUUUCAACUAAGUACAGUCACUGCAAUGUAAGGGUACUGGGCCAUCUCUGUUCUGCAUUAUGAAUGUACUUUAAAUGCCAAUUCUGAACAUAUCUGGAUAUUGCUGUAAUGCCUAGUUGUGAAUUUAUAUUUUUUGACCUUGAAAAUAUCCCCGUAAUUAAACACAUUUUAAGAAAAAUAACAUCAUUAUUACCCAUUACUGAAGCGAAACAACACUCAACAAGGUCUGUGGAAUAAUGUCUGUGAAACGAUGCAUCUAUGUGAGAUCUCUGUCAGAUUGUAUUUGAUAAAAUCAGCCUUUACAGACAAUAAACCCUAUCUCUGAACCCAGUAGUGUUAAUGUAAAAACAGUUUGGCUGUGGGUUUGUUCCCAAUCUACUGUGACUGUUGUCCAUUCUCCACGUGUUGACAAUUGACUGUUCUAUCAAUAAAAGCUUCUUUUUUCAAAAAAAAAA